Molecule: messenger RNA, 522 nt
Organism: Mesorhabditis belari
Lineage: Eukaryota; Metazoa; Nematoda; Chromadorea; Rhabditida; Rhabditidae
Source: the annotation of a GenBank genome assembly
AUGCAAACUAACAAGGAUGCGGAUCUUUCGAUGACGGGAGCGCCAAUGUCGGAAGAUGUAAAUCGAGCUCAAAAUUUAUUGAGAGAACUCGGCGUUGAAGAAUACGAUCCACGAGUUGUCGAUAUGUUGCUUGACAUUGCCUAUCAAACAGCCACCGAAAUGCUCCUAACUGCAAGAGCGGUCUCAUCAAACUGUGGAAAGUCGGCAAUAGACGCAACUGACGUUAGAAUAGCGAGCGGCUUUCUCGGAUACAAUAAAGUCGAUUCUCCGUCUAGGGAGCAAACAACUCAGAUAGCUGCUAACACAAAUACGACUCCACUACCUCAAAUCAAGCAUAGUUGUGGCCUCAAGUUGCCGAACGACCGCUUUUGUUUGUUGCAAAACAACGUGCAAUGGCGCAUGGACAAUCCACCUCCAAAAAUGAGAUUGACGCAACAAGGUGGUGGUGACGCUGGCAGUCAGAUUCGACCGGAACAAGUCAGCGGAAUCCUAAAGAGAAGAGCUCCAACUGAUGAUUUUGAU